AUGACGGUGUGCAACUUUUGGAUGCAAGGCCGGUGUCGAUAUGGCGACAAGUGUUGGAAUGAGCACCCAAAAGGCGGCGGCGGCGGUGGAGAUUACAACAGCCGUCCCCCUCAACAGUCCAACAGAGGCGGAGGAGGAGGUAACGAGUAGCUAGUUGUAUUAGCUAGUAGUAGCUAGCCUCUGCCCCACGGCACAGGCUUUUACCUUCACGUAAAACAACGUCGGCGAAGCUUGGGAGCCGAGACUAGUUAGCUGUAGUUCUAGCUAGUAGUAUUGUUCAUCCGGGUCCCCAGACCAAAGUAUUUUUCUGCUCUACUGUAGGUAGUCAUGGGACGAUUGAGAAGGGAGCUCUGAUGCAGUUUUUUUUAAACACUACUGAUUCCACACAACGUAUCGACGCUUGUAUCAAACUAACAUUAUAAACUGGGUGGUUCGAGUCCUGAAUACUGAUUGGCUGACAGCCGUGGUAUAUCAGACCGGAAGGAGUCACUCACCACCUUCCGGAGACAUUUGAAACCCCACCUCUUUAAGGAAUACCCUGGGAUAGGUAAAGUAUUCCUUCUAACCCCCCCCCCCCCCCCCCCCCAAAUUGUAAAGUGGUUAUCCCACUGGCUCUAGGGUGAACGCACCAAUUUGUGAGUCCGCCUGGCUAAGAGCGUCUGCUAAAUGACGUUAAUGUGCCCUUGAGCAAGGCACUUAACCCUAAUUGCUCCUGUAAGUCGCUCUGGUUAAGAGCGUCUGCUAAAUGACUAAAAUGUAAAAAUGUAAAUGUAAAUAUCACAGGUAUGACAAAACAUUUAUUUUUACUGUUCUAAUUCCGUUGGUAAUCAGUUUAUAAUAACAAUAAGGCACCUCGGGGGUUUGUGGAAAUGGCCAAUAUGGCUACCCGGACUAUUUGCACUGCCCCCCCACCCCAUCCUUUUUACGCUGCUGCUACUCUGUUAAGUAUUUAUGCAUAGUCACUUUAACUCUACCCACAUGUACAUAUUACCUCAACUACCUCAACUAGCCGGUGCCCCCGCACAUUGACUCUGCAACGGUACCCCCCUGUAUAUAUAGCCUCCCUACUGUCACUUUAUUUUACUGUAUAUAUAGCCUCCCUACUGUCACUUUAUUUUACUUCUGCUCUUUUUUUCUCAACACUUUUUUUGUUGUUGUUUUAUUCUUACUUUUUUUGUUUAAAAUAAAUGCACUGUUGGUUAAGGGCUGUAAGUAAGCAUUUCACUGUAAUGUCUGCACCUGUUGUAUUCGGCGCAUGUGACCAAUAAAAUUUGAUUUGAUUUGAUUUGGAAUAUACCACGGCUAAGAGCUGUAUCCAGGCUCUCUGCGUUGCAUUGUGGUUAAGAACAGCCCUUAGCCGUGGUAUAUUGGCCAUAUACCACACCCCCCCUCCUGCCUUAUUGCUUAAAUACCACAUGAUGAUGACGCUUGAAGCUUCGGAUGUCACACUGCCAUCUGACUAUGGGAUUAUAAUGAUGACAAAACGAUGAGUUUGAAUUUUGUGGUCGCACAUUGAGAUUUGUGGUUACAAGUACGAUUUGCAAAUGUGUAAUUUAAUUUCGCAAGUUUGUAUCAUGAUGUGUGAAAGAUUUAACAAAGGUCGCAAACUUGUAACUUGACAUUUGAAUACAUUCAAUAAGAUUUGCAAGCAUAAUUUAUUUUGAGAAUUUACGAGUAUGAAUAUUCUGCUGUGAAUAAAAAAGUACACUGUUGUCAUGUUACCAAGAGAUUUGUAAACUUGUAGAAAGUUUUGUAAAUUUGUAGAGAUUCGCAAGUAAAAAUUCGAUUUGAGCGGCUCUGGGGGCAGGACCUUUUACUCCUGACCAAUCCGUUCCCUCUGCCAAAACCACAGCUGCCUAACCAUUGGCUGGAUUGUUCCAUCAAUCAAAUCUCAGGAAGUAGAUACCCACAUGAGCAAGAGAGGAUGAGGUAAGAAAACCAGAACAAUCUACUUGUAGGUAAAAAAGGCAUGGCAGUAGUUUGCUUAUCAUGUGAAAUAUAAUGGUACGUUUCAGACAAACUCCAGACCAGCCAUUGCAUUGACAGAUGCUAUUGCGUUAGCUAGCUGGCCUCUGAGAUUCAUCCUAGUUUUACUAUCAACUGGCUAGCUUUAUCAGGCAGCUUUAGAUGCGAGGGGGAAAAUGAAUAUAUUUGCUAGUUAACCAUCUGAUUUGAUAAAGUUUAUAUAUGCCAUUAGCUAGCUAGAUAGCUUUCUAAAUUGAAACUGCUGGGGGGAUAGCUAGCUAGCUAGCUAACUCCCACCAUCAUCACUGCAGUUUAGCUAGGUUUCUAGAAAAUAAUACAGUUACCAUUUUAUUUUCUUAAUCUAUGCAGGUUUGUCAUGAUUUCAAGGCGCCUGGUGGAGAUGAAUACAACAAUACUCCCAAGGCAGGACAUUUCCCUGCAUCCAGGUUGAGGCCUGCUACCAACAGGAACAUGGAGCACUCCAUGUCAGUAAGUCAUGCAUAUUUAUUUUCAUAUGUAUACUGUAACUAAUACUCUACCCAUAUGAGGAGUGGAGAAGCCCUGUCUUCUCCUGUAGUAACUCCCUGUCAGAGAUACUGUGAUUGGAGAGUUUUGCAGAAGGCCCUGGGCCAAUGGGAGGUAAAGGGGUGAGAGCGAAAGUCACAGACAUGAAGAUACACCUUGAACCACAGAGGAAGGCUGCCUUCAAACUAAAACGCAUGUCCAACGCAGCUGUUUGGUGGGUGAAAACGCUGUUUUACGUUUUUUAAUUGGUUGAUGGAUUGCAACUUUUCUGACGGACAGCACAACACAACACACUCCUCCCAUUGAAAACCGUUGAGUUGCUGCGUCUUUCACGCAUCCAUUUGUCUGGUUUGGAAGGCCCUCCUCAAUAAUCAACUAUGUAAAUGUUAACUCUCUGGCUCUCUUUCUUUCAAGAGCAUUCAGUACAUCUAUCCAUCUCUCUACAUGUGGUCCCAGUGGUCCCGAGUGGCGCAGUGGUCUAAGGCACUGCAUUGCAGUGAUAGCUGUGCCACUAGAGAUCCUGGUUCGAAUCCAGGCUCUGUCGUAGCCGGCCGCGACCGGGAGACCCAUGGGGCGGUGCACAAUUGGCCCAGCGUCGUCCAGGGUAGGGGAGGGAAUGGCAGGCAGGGAUGUAGCUCAGUUGGUAGAGCAUGGCGUUUGCAACGCCAGGGUUGUGGGUUCGAUUCUCACGGGGAGUAUGAAAAAUUAAAUAAAUUAUGUAUGCACUCACUAACUGUAAGUCGCUCUGGAUAAGAGCGUCUGCUAAAUGACUAAAAUGUAAAUUGUACAAUGUGCUACAGAGACAGAAUAUUCCAAGACCAACUACCUACGAUCUCUCCAGAGCACAGAUGUAAACGUCCUUCACUAUGGCAGUCUGUCUGUGUGAUGACACAUAGCAUAUUAUGAAGGGCCACUGAUUUACUGUACUCACUCAAACUCAUACAUUGGGAGACUUUUAGGCUCCUCUCUCUAAAAGUCUCCCAGACUUUUGUCAAAACUAACGUGUCCGUCCCCCUAUUCCCAGGUGAGUCUGCUGGGCCGUGGACCUCUAGAGCAGCACAUCAAAAAACCUGCCACCAUGUUGUCAGCUGACAGCAGACAGUUCCCUGAGGAAGGAUGCAACUAUCAAGGCUUUGAAUUGUAACAUUUAGGGGAUGACCACCAAAUGCAAUAAAGUUUUUUUAUAAACUACUCUUUUUUUUUUUUUUUAUAGGUUACAAAACAAUAACUUUCUUAGCAUGUUCUUUUUGAUUUUUACUAACUACUUAAACAUCUGACAACAUGCAGACUUUCUCCAUCAAGACAACACUUCGAGCUUGUGAUUUCAAAAAGGUCUAAAAUCAAUGUUAAGUCUCAUAUCCAGGGUGAAUACAUUUUUAUUAAUGUAUUUACAUUUACAUUUUAGUCAUUUAGCAGAUGCUCUUAUCCAGAGCGACUUACAGUUAGUGCACACAUUUAUUAUUAUUUUUUUAAAAUAUUUUUUUUCAUACUGGCCCCCCGUGGGAAUCGAACCCACAACCCUGGCGUUGCAAACACCAUGCUCUACCAACUGAGCUACAUCCCUGCCGGCCAUUCCCUCCCCUACCCUGGACGACGCUGGGCCAAUUGUGCGCCGCCCCAUUGGUCUCCCGGUCGCGGCCGGCUACGACAGAGCCUGGAUUCGAACCAGGAUCUCUAGUGGCACAGCUGCGAUUCAGUGCCUUAGACCAGUAUUAAAAGGACAUCGCACAGGUGUGCUGACUAAGAUACUGUAUAUAUCCCAGACAAGACUGAAGAACAGCUGCGAUGCAGUGCCUUAGACCAGUAUUAAAAGGACAUCGCACAGGUGUGCUGACUAAAAUACUGUAUAUAUCCCAGACAAGACUGAAGAACAGCUGCGAUGCAGUGCCUUAGACCAGUAUUAAAAGGACAUCGCACAGGUGUGCUGACUAAGAUACUGUAUAUAUCCCAGACAAGACUGAAGAACAGCUGCGAUGCAGUGCCUUAGACCAGUAUUAAAAGGACAUCGCACAGGUGUGCUGACUAAAAUACUGUAUAUAUCCCAGACAAGACUGAAGAACAGCUGCGUUUAGACACGUAGUCUAAGUUUGAUCUUUUCACUAAUUGGUCUUUUGACCAAUGAGAUCAGCUCUGAAUCAUGAUCUGAUGAGAUUGGUCAAAAGAUGGCAUUAGUGGAAAAUAGAUCAGAAUUGGGCUGCCAGUCUACACACAGCCAGGGACAAGUGAAUACAAGUCAGUUGUUGUGUUCGUAGCAGUUUGUAUGAAUGACUGGUUACAUACAGUACCUGUUAAAUGGCUAUGAGACAGAGAGGAGACUAGCUGUAAUCAAAGCGAAGGUACCACUGAAGGCCCCCAGUAUUCAGGCAGGCAGCUUGAAGCAGAUGAUGUCACCAUCCAGGUCCUUGUCACAGCAUACAGUGGCCUGAUGGGGAGAUGACAAUAAAUGACAUGUUCCUUUCAUCACCAAAGCCGUGUUAGCAUGUACUGCACAUGUUGCUGAACAAUCCAACCAUUUUAUUAGUGUCAUUGAUAUAAAUGGGCAAUUCACAUACAAUAUGCAUAAUGCCUCUAGGGUCCUGUGGUGUUCUGUCAGUUUACUGCUUUCCAGUGAUCAUUGACUGUAAUGCCUCUAGGGUCCUGUGGUGUUCUGGCAGUUUACUGCUUUCCAGUGAUCAUUGACUGUAAUACCUCUAGGGUCCUGUGGUGUUCUGGCAGUUUACUGCUUUCCAGUGAUCAUUGACUGUAAUGCCUCUAGGGUCCUGUGGUGUUCUGGCAGUUUACUGCUUUCCAGUGAUCAUUGACUGUAAUACCUCUAGGGUCCUGUGGUGUUCUGGCAGUUUACUGCUUUCCAGUGAUCAUUGACUGUAAUACCUCUAGGGUCCUGUGGUGUUCUGGCAGUUUACUGCUUUCCAGUGAUCAUUGACUGUAAUGCCUCUAGGGUCCUGUGGUGUUCUGGCAGUUUACUGCUUUCCAGUGAUCAUUGACUGUAAUACCUCUAGGGUCCUGUGGUGUUCUGGCAGUUUACUGCUUUCCAGUGAUCAUUGACUGUAAUACCUCUAGGGUCCUGUGGUGUUCUGUCAGCUUACUGCUUUCCAGUGAUCAUUGACUGUAAUGCCUCUAGGGUCCUGUGGUGUUCUGUCAGCUUACUGCUUUCCAGUGAUCAUUGACUGUAAUACCUCUAGGGUCCUGUGGUGGUCUGGCAGCUUUUGUGUUCUAACAAAUUUGUUAGUGAGCAAUUCUCCUUUGCCAAGAUAAUCCAUCCACCUGACAAGUGUGGCAUAUCAAGAAGCUGAUUUAAACAGCAUGAUCAUUACACAGGUGCACCUUGUGCUGGUGACAAUUAAAGGCCACUUUUAAAAAUUGCUGUUUCGUCACACAACACAAUUCCACAUUUGUCUCAAGUUUUGAGGGAGUGUGUAAUCGGGAUGCUGACAGCAGAAAUGUCCACCAGAGCUGUUACCAGAGAAUUUAACGUUCAUUUUUUAAAGCCGCCUCAAUGUUUGUUUUAGAGAUUUUUGCAGUAUGUCCAACCGGUAUCACAACCGCAGUCCGCGUGUACGGUGUCGUGUGGGCGAGCGGUUUGCUGAUGUCAGAGUUGUGAACACAGUGCCCCAUGGUGGCGGUGGGGUUAUGGUAUGGGCAGGCAGGCAUAAGCCACGGACAUCGAACACAAUUGCAUUUUAUCUAUGGCAAUUUUGAAUCUCAUUUUUACUUGUGAAUCUCUUUCUACAAAUGUACAAAACUUUCUACAAGCUUACGAAUCUCUUGGUAACGUGACAACAGUGACUGAACUCAGUGUGUGCAGAGUCAAAAUUUGCAAGUUUAUUUUUGAUUCACAGCAGAAUAUUCAUACUCGUAAAUGGAUUUGUAAUAAUUCUGAAAAUAAAUUAUGCUUGCAAAUCUUGUUUAAUAUAUUCAAAUGUCAAGUUACAAGUUUGCGACCGUUGUUAAAUCUUUCACACAUCAUUAUACAAGCUUGCAAAAUUAAAAUUACACAUUUGCGAAUCGUACUUGCAACAACAACAACAUCUCAGUGUGCGACCACAAAAUUCAAAAUACAAACUCACGUAGUUCUGUCACCAUUACAAUCCAAAAUCCCUUAACUGACAAGCGCCGACAUCUGCUGGAAGCUUUUUGGUUUUAUCUAGAUAUUUCACCUUCUAAGCCACCUUUUUGUUACGUUUUCUUUAAAACACUGGCUACAUUGUAUUUCUAACCUGUGAAAUUGAGUUUCGAUAAGCGUAGGCUGUAUAUUUUUAUUUAUUUAACAUCCUUAAUCAUGCAAUGGAGCCACUGUCUUUUAUAAAUGUUUUGUUUGUUAAAAAAAAUCUAGGUUGCUCGUUUCAAAGCAUAGAUGGUUUCAAAGUAGCAUUACCACGUCAUCAAUGACCCCCAAAGCUUCAUUUUGAUCAAGUGCUUUUUCAAACCGUGUGUUGCAAAAUGCGAGAUCCCACUGAUUUCGCCUUGGUGCCAGUGCUUUCUUUGAUGCAAAGUUGCUUUCACACACCAACCUCAAAUGUAGAUGUUUCCAGUGUGUAGCACCUGAACGGUAGCUCAACCGACAGGGACAGGGAUUUAGGCUCAGGCACCAGCAUAGGCACAAUAUCAAAUCCUGUCUAUGGUUGAAAAAUUAUUUUCUGUGAAACCACACUAUUUUCCCAUUGGCAUUGUUGUUCAAAUAAUUUAUUUUAUUUAGUGUAGCCUAUGAUAAUCUUUUGUCUUCAGCAUCCUAAAUAAUACCACGGAUUCACCGUUUUUGAAUUGUGAACCUGGAGGCAAAAAGGUAAGGAGGAUUCUAACAGUCUAACCAACACUCAUACCCAUCCAAGUCUAUAUAAACAUCAAGCGUGCUGAUAUUUAUUGCUGACCAGCAGAUGUCUCUAAUGUGCACUGUGUUAAAAUCUCAGCGUAUUGAAUCGUUUUUUUUUUUCCGGCACAAUUUGGUAAAAGCCCCAAAGGGUUAAGAAAGCCUCGGUUUUCACAUCACUAGCGAUAGCCAAGUCAUCGUUGUAGCUAAUAGCUACAACCUCGGCUACAACACGUUUGUUUGUUUGUUUCCUUCUUAGCCUAGCUAGCUACUUCUCUUUCUAGUAGUCUCUGCUUGAUACCUCCGUUACAAAAUGUUACGGCCGUGAGAUUAGAGAAUGGUUAUGUGGAAAAUGUGUACCUAUUUGCUUCACUGAUUUAUUUGGACCAAUCACGAUAUCGCGGGGUUGCACCGUCUUUUGAAUUUCGGAAGGGGGGGGGGGGGGUAUUUUGGGCGGUCAGAUUGCAGAGGAGGGGUGUUGACUCUCCCCCAGAACCACAUCCAGUAGCUGGUCAGAGCCUUCAGGCAGGUUUGGCUCUGGGCUGUAAACCUUCAGGCAGGUUUGACUCUGGGCUGUAAACCUUCAGGCAGGUUUGACUCUGGGCUGUAAACCUUCUGGUAAGGUUUGGCUCUGGGCUGUAAACCUUCAGGCAGGUUUGGCUCUGGGCUGUAAACCUUCAGGCAGGUUUGGCUCUGGGCUGCAAACCUUCUGGUAAGGUUUGGCUCUGGGCUGUAAACCUUCUGGUAAGGUUUGGCUCUGGGCUGUAAACCUUCAGGCAGUUUGGCUCUGGGCUGCAAACCUUCUGGUAAGGUUUGGCUCUGGGCUGUAAACCUUCUGGUAAGGUUUGGCUCUGGGCUGUAAACCUUCAGGCAGGAUUGGCUCUGGGCUGUAAAUCUUCUGGUAAGGUUUGGCUCUGGGCUGUAAACCUUCUGGUAUGGUUUGGCUCUGGGCUGUAAACCUUCAGGCAAGGAUUGGCUCUGGGCUGUAAAUCUUCUGGUAAGGUUUGGCUCUGGGCUGUUGAGAUUACUCUUGCAGUAAACCUUAAGCAAAGGUUAUGUAGUAAAACAACAACAAAUGGGCUAUUCAAGCCAAUUAAUUGAAAGUGGGUCAUCACGUCAUGCAGCCUAGCAACACAUUUCUCCCAUCCAAUAUUUAGGUAGUCUAAUCCUUGAAUGUCCUGUUUUCAGGGUUUGGGAACAGAGUGUGGGUGAACCCAGCUCAGAGGUCUGGAGGAGGAAACUACGUCCAGCCGUCGUCCUUCUCCUCCCAGCAGGGUGGGGAUGACUGGGGGGGAGGGGGAGGAAGAGGAGGGGGAGGUGGGGGCAACAACUGGGGUCCAGGAGGAGGAGGAGGAGGAGGAAGGGACACCCAAGUCAAGAGCUCCAACUUCAGUUUCGCAGCCUCCUCUCCAAACCAAAACAGAUUUUCUGCCUUAAACACUCAAAGCAGCUUCGACAAGGCUGGGAGGGAAGAAGAUGACAAUGAGAAACACCUGUAAGUCCAGUGACUGCUCGGGUGGAAACAGUUUCCUCAAUGCUAUUCAGAAUUGACACACACACACACACAAUUAGUCCCGGACAAAGUAGUCUGUCAAUGUAAUAGCCAGUUAUUAGAAUGUCUUCUCUCCUCACCAGGGAGACCAUCCAGAAGGAUAUGGAGAUCUGGGAGACUUCAGGCCAGUGGCUUUUCUCCUGUUACUCUGUCCUCAAAGCAACCAUCUCAGGUAAGAGAACUUCUUAGCUUUGGUCUGUCCCUCUAUAGCAGGGUUCUUCAAUUCCGGUCCUGGAGGGCCGAAACACUUCUGUUUUUUAUUUCUACCUGGUAGUUAAUUGCAAUCACCUGGUGUCCCAGGUCUGAAUUAGCCCCUGAUUAGAAGGAGAGGAUGAAAAACAGAGGUGCCUCGGCCCUUUCAGGACCGGAAUUGAAGAACCCUGCUCUAUAGAAUGGUCCGGUUAGUUUCUCACUGCCACACACUCACAGUUGUUUGGUUAACCAUUACCUCAGUUGGGAUGGAAGGAACAUCUUGGAUAGAUCUCGAUGUAGUAGUAGGCUAUAUUAGAUUGGCUGUGAUUUUUAACUGGAUGGCAUUGAACCCUAUCUUCUCCUCUGUGCAGGGUUUACAGAGCUCUCUCCAGAGGAGCUGAGACUGGAGUAUUACAACGCCAAGCCGUCUGGAGACCUGCAGGGAUAUGUGAGUAGAAUCACAUGCAUAUCCCUUUAUCUGCAUUAACAAAGUAUAACAUGAAGCCAUCUGCACUGGGAUUCAAUGUAAUGAAGAAGAAUACUUUAUUGAUCCAUAUGAGACAGACAUUUUCUCUUCUGCUUUUACCCAACCCCUCGGAUAUACACACACGUGAUGUAGGAGAGGCUGGAGCAGCCGCAGUGCGAAGUUUAGGGGGUUAAAUUAAUUGCUUCUAACUUAAGGACAGUGAUUCCAGAGAAUAUUGCCAUUACAUCCAUGUUGUCUGUAUGUCUUUUUUAUUUGCUGAGAAAUGAAUUUCAAUCAGUACUAACAGCAGCCUUCCUUGUGUCUGUAGGCUAACGUCAUCAAUCAGCUGGUCAACCAAUGGAGAAGCAGAGUCCAGGAGCUGAGGGCUAUGAGCGGCAACACCAGAGUCGCUAUGGUGACACACACACACACACACACACACACACACACUUCUUUCUGUAGUAAUACGACAAGAAAAAUAGAAAGCCAUAUAAAUUCAGCAAAAAAAGAAACGUCCCUUUUUCAGGACCCUGUCUUUCAAAGAUAAUUUGUAAAAAUCCAAAUAACUUCACAGAUCUUAAUUGUAAAGGGUUUAAACACUGUUUCCCAUGCUUGUUCAAUGAACCAUAAACAAUUAAUGAACAUGCACCUGUGGAAUGGUCGUUAAGACACUAACAGCUUACAGACGGUAGGCAAUUAAGGUCACAGUUAUGAAAACUUAGGACACUAAAGAUGCCUUUCUACUGACUGAAAAACACCAAAAGAAAGAUGCCCAGGGUCCCUGCUCAUCUGGCCAGGGCAAUAAAUUGCAAUGUCCAUACUGUGAGACGCCUAAGACGGCGCUACAGGGAGACAGGACGGACAGCUGAUCGUCCUCGCAGUGGCAGACCAUGUGUAACAACACCUGCACAGGAUCGGUACAUCCGAACAUCACACCUGUGGGACAGGUACAGGAUGGCAAGAACAACUGCCCGAGUUACACCAGGAACGUACAAUCCCUCCAUCAGUGCUCAGACUGUCCGCAAUAGGCUGAGAGAGGCUGGACUGAGGGCUUGUAGGCCUGUUGUAAGGCAGGUCCUCACCAGACAUCAAUGGCAACAACGUCGCCUAUGGACACAAACCCUCCGUCACUGGACCAGACAGGACUGGCAAAAAGUGCUCUACACUGACGAGUUGCGGUUUUGUCUCACCGGGGGUGAUGGUCGGAUUCGCGUUUGUCGAAGGAAUGAGCGUUACACCGAGGCCUGUACUCUGGAGCGGGAUCGAUUUGGAGGUGGAGGGUCCGUCAUGGUCUGGGGCGGUGUGUCACAGCAUCAUCGGACUGAGCUUGUUGUCAUUGCAGGCAAUCUCAACGCUGUGUGUUACAGGGAAGACAUCCUCCUCCCUCAUGUGGUACCCUUCCUGCAGGCUCAUCCUGACAUGACCCUCCAGCAUGACAAUGCCACCAGCUAUACUGCUCGUUCUGUGCGUGAUUUCCUGCAAGACAGGAAUGUCAGUGUUCUGCCAUGGCCAGCGAAGAGCCCGGAUCUCAAUCCCAUUGAGCACGUCUGGGACCUGUUGGAUCGAGGGUGAGGGCUAGGGCCAUUCCCCCCAGAAAUGUCAGGGAAGUUGCAGGUGCCUUGGUGGAAGAGUGGGGUAACAUCUCACAGCAAGAACUGGCAAAUAGGGUGCAGUCCAUGAGGAGGAGAUGCACUGCAGUACUUAAUGCAGCUGGUGGCCACACCAGAUACUGACUGUUACUUUUGAUUUUGACCACCCCUUUAUUCAGGGACACAUUAUUCAAUUUCUGUUCGUCACAUGUCUGUGGAACUAGUUCAGUUUGUCUCAGUUGUUGAAUCUUGUUAUGUUCAUACAAAUAUUUACACAUGUUAAGUUUGCUGAAAAUAAACGCAGUUGACAGUGAGGGGACAUUUCUUUUUUUUGCUGAGUAAUCCGAUCUCCUCUCUCCCAGCUUGCAGAGCUGGACAACCCAGCACCACAGGCAGCGUCUGGAGGUUUUGGGUCGACACCAGUUACCGGCUUUGGGUCCUCAGCACCAUCAGGCUUUGGAGCAGGUAAAGAUCUGAUAUGUUGACUGGAUAAGACCCUCUGUAACUCCUGUGUUGACUGGAUAAGACCCUCUGUAACUCCUGUGUUGACUGGAUAAGACCCUAUGUAUCUCCUAUGUUGACUGGAUAAGACCCUCUGUAUCUCCUAUGUUGACUGGAUAAGACCCUAUGUAUCUCCUAUGUUGACUGGAUAAGACCCUAUGUAUCUCCUAUGUUGACUGGAUAAGACCCUCUGUAACUCCUAUGACUGGAUAAGACCCUCUGUAACUCCUGUGUUGACUGGAUAAGACCCUCUGUAACUCCUAUGUUGACUGGAUAAGACCCUCUGUAACUCCUAUGUUGACUGGAUAAGACCCUCUGUAACUCCUGUGUUGACUGGAUAAGACCCUCUAACUCCUAUGUUGACUGGAUAAGACCCUCUGUAACUCCUAUGUUGACUGGAUAAGACCCUCUGUAACUCCUAUGUUGACUGGAUAAGACCCUCUGUAACUCCUAUGUUGACUGGAUAAGACCCUCUGUAACUCCUAUGUUGACUGGAUAAGACCCUCUGUAACUCCUAUGUUGACUGGAUAAGACCCUCUGUAACUCCUAUGUUGACUGGAUAAGACCCUCUGUAACUCCUAUGUUGACUGGAUAAGACCCUCUGUAACUCCUAUGUUGACUGGAUAAGACCCUCUGUAACUCCUAUGUUGACUGGAUAAGACCCUCUGUAUCUCCUAUGUUGAAUGGCUAAGAUAGUUAGUGGGACAUGCAGUUGGUCUUUUAAAUAUUUACUUGCGUUCCUAAUCCUCCUCUUUCCCAUGUUGAACAUAAGGUUUCCAUGAGAGAGCGCCACUGUUUGUGCCUGAAACAAGGACAGUAGGCUAGUAGGAUGAUAUAUCUCUGGUGCUUCUCUCAAUCUAACGCUGGACUCUCCCUAGGUUUCGGAGUGCCGGCCCAGGCCCCAGUCCAGGACACCACGGGUGCCAUCAAUUUCAGCUUUGCUGCGCUGGGUGCAGCUUCUGGUUUGGGCAGUGCUGUGGCAGCCGUCGCACAACCUCCCACUGGGAUCGGCUCUACAGCCACCACUGCUCCCUCGGCAGCAGGUUUCUCCUUUGCCACCACCAAGGAGCCGACCUCUGCCGGUUUCGGAGCUCCUGCCACUCCGUCCGGGUUUAGCUUCGCCUCGACGACCACCGGUGGAGGAGGAGGAGGAGGAUUUGGAGGGAGUGGUUUCGGGAGUGCGGUGCCAGUGGCUGCAAGUGGUUUUGGACAGGCGAGUGGAGGGUUUGGGGGUAUGGCCCCAACAGACAGUCUCUUCACCGCCAAGAGCCAGCUGAGUGAAGAGGAGCUGAAGGAGUUUGGAGGGAAGAGGUUCACCCUGGGGCAGAUACCACUCAGACCUCCCCCUGUUGAUAUGCUGGUGGUCUGAGCCCACCGUGGACAUCUGCAAAAUGGGUUGUCUCCUUUCCUUUAACUGACCUGAUGGGAAAGACCUGGACUGAAUGUCUCUGAACCCUUUUUGAUGAGUAAAAAAAACAACAACACUUAUUUACAGAAUCUUCCCCCAUCCUUGAUGUGUAAUCGCUGAUCUGACUAGUUUCUACUGAUAAAAAUCGAUCAAAUGGAUUCUGAAUGAUGCCACAUCACGUUUGAACCAAGAUGGUGUUCCUGGUAAUAGUUCCUUGGCCAUGUGGUUGAAAUGUUUCCUUUUAAAAUGGAGGAGGAGAAUGUAAGACACGUGAUCAUAGUGGGACUACUGCACCAGGAACUCAAAUGGGCUACUGUUUUGCUAUUUUAAAAUAAAAAUAAGUGGGUUUUAAUUAUGGUUGGUGGUAUUUUUGCUACGCAUAGCAUUUUAAACCAAGUUAUGGGCGUUUUGUUGCCUUACAACCUGGAAUUAAAAUGGAUUUUUUUGG
Coregonus sp. 'balchen' is the source of this 13453-nucleotide messenger RNA. The record is from the annotation of a GenBank genome assembly. Lineage: Eukaryota; Metazoa; Chordata; Actinopteri; Salmoniformes; Salmonidae.